Messenger RNA from Clonostachys byssicola, 750 nucleotides. Lineage: Eukaryota; Fungi; Ascomycota; Sordariomycetes; Hypocreales; Bionectriaceae. The record is from the annotation of a GenBank genome assembly.
AUGGGCGACGAACUUGAACGAUUGCAGGCCCUGCUGUUGGAGAAGCCGUGGUUUGGGUUUGAUCUGGACGACACUCUGCAUGAGUUUCGCCGUGCUUCGAGUGCGGCGGUCGAGGCGGUGCUGAGAGCAAUCUCGGAUCAGACCGGCGCUGAUCUCGCGCUGCUGAAAGAGACGCAUUCUCAGGUGCUCAAGGAGAAGACGGCCAAUGCAUUCUCCGAUGGCAAGACAUCGUUUGAUUAUCGCAGGGAACGAUUCACGGCUGUGCUCUCACGCCUCUCUCUGCCGUCCGAUGACGAGACGUUCCUCACUCAUCUGCUCCAGGUAUACGAGACGACGUUGACCAGGUCAUUUGAGCUCAAGGCGGGUGCCCUCCAGCUGUUUGAGACGCUGAAAAGGUUGGGCAAGAAGAUUGUGGUCAUCACCGAAGGGCCGCAGGACGCGCAGGAGCGCACGGUCGAGGCACUGGGACUGGCCAGGCACAUUGACUUCCUGGCCACGACGAACCGCUUCCGGGCCAGCAAGACGGACGGGAUGUUUGGCAAGGUGCUGGAGCAUCUGGGCAUCUCGCCGGGGGAUAUGGUCUUCGUCGGGGACAAUGAGGAGCGAGAUGUGCGGAUGGCCACGGCGGCGGGUAUCUUCUCCAUCCAUUAUGCCGAGGCGCUGGAUGUUUCUCUUACGGUGGAUGGGCCGCGGAUUAACAGUCUGCGGGAGCUGCAGUAUCUGCUGGAGGGUGCUGGUGAUACGGAGUGA